Molecule: messenger RNA, 2309 nt
Organism: Passer montanus (Eurasian tree sparrow)
Lineage: Eukaryota; Metazoa; Chordata; Aves; Passeriformes; Passeridae
Gene: DNAI4
Product: dynein axonemal intermediate chain 4
Exons: 17
Coding region: 129-2309 (726 amino acids)
Biological process (GO): cilium movement
Cellular component (GO): axonemal dynein complex
Molecular function (GO): dynein heavy chain binding; dynein light chain binding
Source: RefSeq, a predicted model, not a curated record
CCCGGGGCUGCGGCCGCCAGCACAGCGCGGCCCGCGCGCCGCGCAGCCACCAAUCGGCGGCGCCCUUGCUGGCGGCCAAUGGCCGCGCCGCGUCUUGGGCGGCGUUGCCACGGUAACGGCGCGACGCCAUGCUGGGGCCGCGGCCUCCGCGGGCCUGGCCGGGAGGCAGCAGAGCCCCCAGCUCCCGCAGAACUUCCACGGCUUCCUCGGCCUCCCUGGGGAAAGGCCCCCGCAGCGGGGCCGGCGUGGGCAGCCAGGGAGCGCUGCAGGUUUUUGAUGAGGAAGGGAAGAAUGUGACACCCCUUCCCCUCUUCCAGCCAGACCCAAAUGCUGCCAGGCAAGAAAAGACACAGGGGAGCAGCACAUCAACAACCCAGCCUGCCUCAGAUGAGACAGAACCUCAACAAGACCCAGCUUUGAGCUUGUCUGCUGUGCAGGAGGAGGGGGAGGCAGUCCUGACGGAGGCAGAGCUGGAGCAGAGGGUGCAGGUUCUCCUGGAGGAGACGGACACGCUCUGGCUGCUGGAGCUGCCCACGGCCCUGCUGUCCAGCGAGGCACAGGAGGCCCCCAGGGUGCUGGAGAGGAAUAACAUUUAUACAGAGAUUUGCAAGGCUAAAAUUGGCAGUGAGUACUUUGAGGAAAAAAUCGUGCAGACCAUCUCUGGAGCUGCCAAAACCAAGGAGGUGCAGUGUGAGACCAUCACCGUGGCAGAGAAAGGGACGGUGGUGACCCCCUGGGAUUUGGACAGCUCGCUGGAUGCCUCAGGAACAGAGCCUGCAGAGACAGAAGAACCCAAAUCCCCAGCAGAGAAAAGCAGCAAGUCUCCCAGAGCUGAGGAGCAGGGUCAGCCUGGGGCUGUCCCUUCUGCCACAGAGCGUGCUGCUCCUGCCAGGAGCCCCGAGGAGCAGGAACGCCACUCAGGAGCAAUCUUAACUUCUGCAAAGCUGCAGCAGGAUUUGGUUGUCAUGGAGAGGAUUCUCAUGGAGAACAUUUUCCAGCCCAAGCUCGCAGUUUAUCGGCAGCUUCCUGUCCUCAUAGAACCUGCUGUUACCCCAGCCACUGAGGUGGAGGAGGACGAGGAGCAGAAGGAUGAGGAGGAGCAGGAGGAAGCAGCCGAGGCAGAUGCGAGGGCAGCAGAAGGGGCAGGCCCCAGGCUGGAGCAGCUGUGGUCCUACGGCUGUGAUUUGACCAGGGGCCGCAGCGUGAGCAGCAUGGCCUGGAACAAAGCGAACCCCGAUCUCUUAGCAGUCGGUUACAGGGAGUUUGUUUCUCGGGAUCAGAAGAAAGGCCUGGCUUGCUGUUGGUCACUGAAGAACCCCAUGUGGCCGGAGCGCGUUUUCCGCUGCGAGCACGGCGUCACUGCUGUGGAUUUCUCCCUGGGCAGCCCCAGCCUGCUGGCCGUGGGGACGGCCGACGGCCGCGUGGCCGUGUACGACGUGCGGAGCCGCGGGGACGCCGCGCUGCUGGACAGCAGUGCAUCCCUAAAUCAGCACAAAGGUCCUGUGUGGCAGCUGAGGUGGGUGCAACAGGACAGAGGUGCAACAGCAGGUGACAAAGAAGAGAGACUGAUGUGUAUCUCAGGAGAUGGGCGAAUGACCCAGUGGUUCAUUCAGCAAAGGCUGGAUUGCUCUGAUGUGAUGCAAAUCAAGCGAACAGAAAGUGGGAAGAAAAAAUUACCAGGUGAGAGAGAAAGGAAAAGUGAAGGUCCCAUAUCACAGCAGGCAGCUGGAAUGUGCUUCGACUUCCAUCCAGAGGAUACUGACAUUUUUCUUGCUGGAACAGAAGAGGGCCACAUCUACUGCUGCUCUUGCUCAGGCAAGGAGCAGAUUCUGGGCACAUACAGAGGCCAUCAGGGCCCUGUGUACAAAGUCGCCUGGAACCCCUCCAGCACAGACAUGUUCCUCAGCUGCUCUGCAGACUGGAGCAUCCUUUUGUGGCACCGGCAUUCCCACACCCCCCUUUUAACCUUCACUUCUGUCACAGCUUCUGUUCACGACAUCAAGUGGGCUCCAAAAUCAGCCCUCAUCUUCGCAGCAGUGAAUGAGAAGAGGGUGGAGAUUUGGGAUCUGAGUGUCAGCAUCUUCGACCCCGUGCUCUCCUGUGCUGCCAGCCCUGAAGGGAACCUCAGCUCCCUCCUGUUUGCCAGGAACGCCGAGUGCCUGCUCCUGGGGGACAGCUGUGGCCAGGUGGGGGUGUGGCAGCUGCACAGCCUGGCUGUCCCCAGCACCGACCAGGUAUGGCUGUGCUCCUUCCCAGCUGGGAAACACCCAGCUAGGCAAUACUGCAAUAGUCUUUCCUCCUUGGGUUGA